Molecule: messenger RNA, 2270 nt
Organism: Athene cunicularia (burrowing owl)
Lineage: Eukaryota; Metazoa; Chordata; Aves; Strigiformes; Strigidae
Gene: RALGDS
Product: ral guanine nucleotide dissociation stimulator
Exons: 16
Coding region: 18-2255 (745 amino acids)
Biological process (GO): positive regulation of GTPase activity; Ras protein signal transduction
Cellular component (GO): plasma membrane
Molecular function (GO): guanyl-nucleotide exchange factor activity
Source: RefSeq, a predicted model, not a curated record
CCUCCAUCCCCGGAAAGAUGGAGGCAAAACCUUUGUUCAACGUGCAGAAGGCUCUGGUGCAGCCUGUGCAGAUGUGCAUGUUGGAUAUCCCCCUGAGCGUGCAGGAUGAUGAUAGCUCCACACAGGAGAUUGGAGAAGAGCUGGAGGAUGGUGUGAUCUACAGCAUAUCGCUCCGGAAAGUGCAGCUCCAUCACACGGCCAACAAGGGACAGCGAUGGCUGGGGUUUGAGAAUGAGUCGGCCUUAAACCUCUAUGAGACGUGUAAGGUGCGGACGAUAAAAGCUGGGACCUUGGAGAAGCUGGUGGAGUACCUGGUUUCAGCCUUCAAGGGCAAUGACUCCACCUACGUCACCAUCUUCCUGUGCACUUACCGCGCCUUCGCCACCACCAAGCAAGUGCUGGACCUGCUGCUUAACAGGUACGGCAAACUCCACGUGCAGGCGAAUGGGGACCACGCCAGGCACGCUGUGGACGAGAGGAUGGAGCUGAAGAACACCAUCUCCUCCAUCCUCGGUGCCUGGCUGGACCAGUACUCAGAGGACUUCCGCAAGCCCCCCGACUUCACCUGCCUCAAGCAGCUCAUCUCCUACGUGCGCCACAACAUCCCCGGCUCGGACCUGGAGCGCCGAGCCCGCAUCCUGCUGGCCCAGUUCCAGCAGCAAGAGCAGAGCGAGUCCAAAGUGGAAGCUGUGGACCACGGUGGCUGCACCUUCCAGCUGGUAGAGGAGAACGGUGUUGGGGACGGGAAGCCAGAUUUCCUCUCCUUCUCCCCAGAGAUGGUGGCAGAACAGUUCACGCUGAUGGAUGCUGAGCUGUUUAAGAAAGUGGUGCCUUACCACUGUCUGGGCUGCAUCUGGUCCCAGCGAGACAAGAAGGGCAAAGAGCACCUGGCGCCCACCAUCCGUGCCACGGUCCUGCAGUUCAAUAGCGUGGCCAACUGCGUCAUCGCCACCUGCCUCGGAGACCGCUCCCUGAAGCCGCAGCAGAGGGCUAAAGUAGUGGAGCGGUGGAUCGAAGUGGCUCGGGAGUGCCGCAUCCUGAAGAACUUCUCCUCCCUCCGAGCCAUCCUUUCGGCUCUGCAAUGCAACGCCGUUCACCGGCUGAAGAAGACCUGGGACGAGGUCCUGCGGGAGAGCUUCCGCACUUUCCACGAGCUCUCAGAGAUCUUCUCCGAUGAGAACAACCACUCGCUGAGCCGGGAGCUUCUCAUUAAGGAGGGCACCUCCAAAUUUGCCACCUUGGAGAUCAACCCAAAGAGGGCUCAGAAGCGGCAGCAACAGCAGCGAGAGAUGGGUGUGAUGCAGGGAACCAUUCCCUACCUUGGCACCUUCCUCACGGACCUGGUGAUGCUCGACACUGCCAUGAAGGAUUUCCUGGAUGGUGGGCUGAUCAACUUUGAGAAGAGAAGGAAGGAAUUCGAAGUCAUCGCCCAGAUCAAGCUGCUCCAGUCGGCCUGCAACAACUACAGCUUCACGCAGGAGGACCAGUUCGUGGACUGGUUCCACAGCCUGGAGCGGCUCAGCGAGGCCGAGAGUUACGGGCUGUCGUGCGAGAUCGAGCCGCUCUCAGAGUCGGCCAGCAACACGUUGAAGGCGAAGAAAAACACGGGCAUCAUCAAACGAUGGAGCGACCGGCAGCCGCCGAGCAGCGAGCCCUGUGCCAGCGGCAGCUCCCACUCAAAAUCCUUCGACCAGCUCAAGUGCGGGCAGUACCUGUGCAGCGGGGACGCCACCGACUCGGUGAGCGUCACCUCCGCCGGCUCCAGCAGCUCCGACGUGGAGGAGAUCAACAUCAGCUUCAUCCCCGAGUCCCCCGACUGCCAGGAGAAGAAGGUACGGGGCAGUUCGCGGGGUCCGGGCCUCCGGAGGCAGGUCAGUGAGAUCCCUCUGGCCUCCCUCCCCCAGCGCUGGUACGCCCCGUCUGUGGCCGACGGAGAAGCUAAACCCACUGUGUCCUCCGCAUCCCCUCUCCUCCCUGCCCUCCAGUUCUGGGAAUCCACCUCCCUCUCCUCCCUGGACACGUCGGGCAUCGGCUCGGGCUCCAGCAGUGCCUCAUCCUCCUCCGUCUCCUCCACGCCGGUGACAGCCUCCCGCACCCACAAGCGCUCAGUCUCUGGCAUCUCCAGCUACUCCUCCCUCUCGCUGCCCCUCUACAACCAGCAGGUCGACGACUGCUGCAUCAUCCGCGUCAGCCUGGCUGUGGACAACGGCAACAUGUACAAGAGCAUCCUGGUUAGUAUGGGGCACCCGCGGUGACGCCGGGGAGGGGUG